GGCGCGAGGCGCGAGGCGCGGCGCGGGAAGCAUGGUCCGGGGUCGGGCGGCGGCCUGGGCCGCGCUGGGGCCGCUGCUGUGGGGCUGCGCGCUGGCGCUGCAGGGCGGGAUGCUGUACCCCCGGGAGAGCCCGUCGCGGGAGCGCAAGUCGCUGGACGGCCUGUGGAGCUUCCGCGCCGACUUCUCCGACACGCGGCGCCGCGGCUUCGAGGAGCAGUGGUACCGGCGGCCGCUGCGGGAGUCAGGCCCCACCUUGGACAUGCCGGUUCCCUCCAGCUUCAACGACAUCGGCCAGGACUGGCGGCUGCGGCAUUUUGUCGGCUGGGUGUGGUACGAACGGGAGGUGACCCUGCCGGAGCGGUGGACCCAGGACCCGCGCAUAAGAGUGGUGCUAAGGAUUGGCAGUGCCCACUCCUAUGCCAUUGUGUGGGUGAACGGGAUCAACACACUUGAGCAUGAGGGUGGCUACCUCCCCUUUGAGGUCGACAUCAGCAGCCUGGUCCAAGUGGGGCCCCUGCCCCUCCGCGUCACUAUUGCCAUCAACAACACGCUCACCCCCUCCACCCUGCCACCAGGGACCAUCCGCUACAUGAAUGAUGCCUCCAGGUACCCCAAGGGUUACUUUGUCCAGAACACAGACUUUGACUUCUUCAACUACGCGGGACUGCAGCGGUCUGUGCUUCUGUACACGACACCGACCACCUACAUCGAUGACAUCACCGUCACCACCGGCGUGCAGCAAGACAGCGGGCUGGUGAAUUACCAGAUCUCCGUCAAGCGCGGCAGCCAGUUCGAGUUGGAAGUGCGUCUUUUGGAUGCGGAAAACAAAGUCGUGGCCGACGGGACUGGGACCCAGGGCCAGCUGAAGGUGCCGGGUGCCAACCUCUGGUGGCCGUACCUGAUGCACGAAUGCCCCGCCUACCUAUACUCAUUGGAGGUGCGUCUGACGGCACAGACGUCAGUUGGUCCUGUGUCUGACUUCUACACGCUCCCUGUGGGGAUCCGAACCGUGGCUGUCACAGAGAGCCAGUUCCUCAUCAAUGGAAAACCUUUCUAUUUCCACGGCGUCAACAAGCACGAGGAUGCGGACAUCCGAGGGAAGGGCUUCGACUGGACGCUGCUGGUGAAGGACUUCAAUCUGCUGCUCUGGCUUGGGGCCAACGCCUUCCGCACCAGCCACUACCCCUACGCGGAGGAGGUGCUGCAGAUGUGUGACCGCUACGGGAUUGUGGUCAUCGAUGAGUGCCCUGCCGUGGGCCUGGUGCUACCGCAGCACUUCAGCAACAUGUCUAUGAAUCACCACAUGCGGGUGAUGGAGGAGCUGGUGCGCAGGGACAAGAACCACCCCGCUGUGGUGAUGUGGUCAGUGGCCAACGAGCCUGCGUCCUCCCUGGAGUCUGCUGGCUACUACUUCAAGAUGGUGAUCACUCACACCAAAGCCGUGGAUCCCUCCCGGCCUGUGACCUUCGUGACCAACUCCAACUACGCAGCAGACAAGGGGGCUCCGUAUGUGGAUGUCAUCUGUGUGAACAGCUACUACUCUUGGUAUCACGACUACGGGCACCUGGAGUUGAUUCAGCUGCAGCUGGGCACCCAGUUUGAGAACUGGUAUAAGACUUAUCACAAGCCCAUUAUUCAGAGCGAGUAUGGAGCGGAAACAAUUGUAGGGUUUCACCAGGACCCACCUCUGAUGUUCAGUGAAGAGUACCAGAAAGCGCUGCUGGAGCAGUACCAUCUGGGUCUGGAUGAAAAACGCGGAAAGUACGUGGUUGGAGAGCUCAUCUGGAAUUUUGCUGAUUUCAUGACUAACCAGACACCGCAGAGAGUGCUGGGGAAUAAAAAGGGGAUCUUCACUCGGCAGAGACAACCAAAAGCUGCAGCGUUCCUUCUGCGAGAGAGAUACUGGAAGAUCGCCAACGAAACCAGGUAUCCCCAUUCAGCGGCCAGGUCACAGUGUUUGGAAAACAGCCCGUUGAUUUGAGCAAGAGCUGCCUCUCGGCUGACACCGCCCGUGUCCUUCCCCCCGAGUCACGGCGACUGCCGCAGCAGAACACGUGUCUCCUGGACUGUUCACGGCUGGCCAGAAUGUUUCCGGCCUGGGUUUUGUGGUCCGUCCGUGCUAGCGGGGAACACGAGAGGUGGAAAUACGAGAUUUUCUAGUAUGGAAAUAAAGAGUUCACGUGAAAACGGCUCCUGAAAA
Saimiri boliviensis boliviensis (Bolivian squirrel monkey) is the source of this 2200-nucleotide messenger RNA. It is a transcript of the gene GUSB, whose product is annotated as glucuronidase beta. The record is from RefSeq and is a predicted model, not a curated record. Lineage: Eukaryota; Metazoa; Chordata; Mammalia; Primates; Cebidae. Gene Ontology annotation, biological process: carbohydrate metabolic process. Gene Ontology annotation, molecular function: signaling receptor binding; beta-glucuronidase activity; carbohydrate binding.